This is a messenger RNA of Physella acuta, 2199 nucleotides long. RefSeq names its product polypeptide N-acetylgalactosaminyltransferase 1. The record is from RefSeq and is a predicted model, not a curated record. Gene Ontology annotation, cellular component: Golgi apparatus. NCBI's taxonomy places the organism in Eukaryota, Metazoa, Mollusca, Gastropoda, Physidae. Gene Ontology annotation, molecular function: polypeptide N-acetylgalactosaminyltransferase activity. Gene Ontology annotation, biological process: protein O-linked glycosylation.
UUGGAAAAACUUAUUUUGUAAACUUCACUUACUUGUGCGAACUUCAACAAACAGCAAAUUCAUGAUGAGAUAUUCAACGCUUUUUCGUAAAGUAAACAAGUUAAAAUAUAUCCUAUUCAUUGUUUUGGUGACUAGUAUAUUAACGUGCGUGUUUUAUAUGAUUUGGUUCUACUCCCCACUCACGAGAUCAAAGCUUCAUCACGAUAUCGAGAAAAGGAUAAUUACAGAAUCUAGACGCGGUACAGUGAUACCCGCCUCAGUUAAAACUGAACACAAGUUCGAACUGAAGUAUAAAUAUCGUAGCGCCUCACUUUGGCUCAAGAACAUAACGCUCAGCGAGUACAGGGCGGGUGCGAUAACAGGUAACUACCUGAUUGAUAAUUACGGCAAGAACAACCUAAUGAUGCCCGGAGAAAUGGGGAAACCCGUAGCUUCGGGCAGAUCUCAGACUGAGAAAAUUGAAAGGGCACUGUCCAAGUUCCACGUCAACACGGUGAUAAGUGACGAGAUACCGUUAAAUAGGAUGGUACCAGACUCUAGGAUAGCGGGGUGUGACUCUCUACAGUACGACACAACAAAGCUCGCCCAGGCCUCGGUCAUUGUACCGUUUCACGAUGAAUGGCCGUCACUUCUGCUCCGUACCGUGUACAGCAUCAUCAACAGAUCACCCAGAGAAAACAUCAGGGAAAUCAUUCUGGUCGAUGACGCCAGCACAUUAUUAGAGCUGAAAGACAGGUUAGACAAGUACAUCAAGGAGAAUUUUCCAGAAGGUCUCGUGCAUAUAGUACACAUCCAUGAACGUGUUGGUCUGACUCAAGCGCGCAUGCGCGGCAGUCAAAUAGCCACUGGUGACGUUUUGAUAUUCUUUGACAGCCAUAUGGAGGUCAACAUUAAUUGGCUUCCUCCGCUGUUGAACGAAAUAGCCAAGGACGGAAAAGUGGUCGCCAUGGCAACGCUGGACUACAUCAACGCCAAAAGCUUUAGAUACAAGUUCAAUGACAACUACCUGACCAGGUACGGCUGGACCUGGACCAUGGUCUUCUUCGAGACUUACUUCAGGCCGGACCAGAUAGGAGCUGACCACAGGACCGUCAGGAAUGGCGUAACUAUGGUAGGUCCGGCUUAUGCUAUAGACAGAAAUUACUUUAACGAACUUGGAGGAUACGACACCGAGAUGAAAGUCUGGGGAGGAGAAAACAUUGAGAUGUCUUGGAGGGUGUGGAUGUGUGGAGGGAGACUCCUGCAUGUCCCCUGUUCUAGAGUAGGUCACGUGCCCCGAGGACAGCCGUACACGUUCCCAGGUGGAAGAACACAAAUAGAACAUUACAACUACAAGAGGGCAGCCCUCGUCUGGAUGGGCAACUACACCAGGUUUCUGUACAACAUCUAUCCUGAUAUGAAGAAUCUCGAUGUUGGUGACGUGAGUGAGAGACUGGCACUGAAAACAAAACUUGGAUGUAAAGAUUUUAGUUGGUAUCUUCAGAACAUUUGGCCAGAGUUGAAUGUCUACGAUGAAAACGUUAUUUAUUGGGGUCAGGUGAGGAACAGAGGCACGUCCAUGUGUCUGGACAACAACGGGUACCUGAUGCAGGGGGCGGAGCCUUUGACGGUUAAAAGCUGUUCAGGGGAUCUUCAAACUCAGGGUUUCUCUCUAACCAAGGGCGGAAGUCUGAGAACAACUCUACAGUGUGUCGUCGUCUAUUUGGGGGACACUCAACCGGUGCUGGAGGAUUGCGUCAUGGGCAUCCAGGACACAUGGAAGUAUUGGGACAAAUCAAUUUUUCAUUUAACCUCUGUCUUGUGUCUGGAGGAUGUGGCACAAAGCCCAAUGUUGAUGCCUUGUUCGGCUGAAAAUCAUAAUCAGACUUGGGAAUUUAGACCUUUCAAAUUUAACGAAUGAAAUUAUUAUUGAAAAUGUUCUACAAUGCUAAUAAAUUAUAUUAGGUAUGAUUUAUAAAGGAUGACAUCUUACUUAUACAAAAUAUCCUGUGGUUCGUUAGUUCGUGUGUUAGUGUCGUCUUUUAAUUUAUCUCAGAUUUGUGAAUUGAAAUGUAUAUAGUCGAUAAUAUGGGGUUUGGGGUGGAUAACUUAACUAUUCCAAGUCAAGAGAGAGAAAAGGGAGAGGGCUUAGGGGCUUUCUGCGACAGUCUGUAGGAGGGCUGGUCGUGGGAUUUCUACUCCAUUCUGUAGGUGGGCUGG